UUCCUCUCCUCUCGCAUUGGUGUUCUGAUCGUGAAUUCACCCAGGGUCCGGGAUGACGAUCCGACACCAAGGCCAGCAGUACAGGCCGAGGAUGGCAUUUCUGCAGAAGAUUGAAGCGCUCGUGAAGGACAUGCAGAACCCAGAGACUGGGGUCAAAAUGCAGAACCAGAAGACCCUGGUCACCAGCGUGCCUCAUGCCAUGACGGGAGGUGAUGUUCUACAGUGGAUCGUUCAGCGGCUUUGGAUCUCCAGUCUGGAGGCACAGAACCUGGGCAAUUUCAUUGUCAAGUAUGGCUACAUUUACCCUCUACAAGACCCGAAGAAUCUUGUUCUCAAGCCCGACAGUAGCCUCUACAGAUUUCAGACACCAUAUUUCUGGCCUACCCAGCAGUGGCCAGCUGAAGAUACAGACUACGCCAUCUAUCUGGCCAAGAGAAAUAUCAAGAAGAAAGGAAUUUUAGAAGAAUAUGAAAAGGAAAAUUAUAAUUUCUUGAACAAAAAGAUUAACUACAAGUGGGACUUUGUCAUUAUGCAGGCCAAAGAGCAGUACAGGACUGGCAAAGAAAGGAACAAGGCUGACAGGUAUGCGCUGGACUGCCAGGAGAAGGCGUAUUGGCUGGUGCACCGGUGCCCUCCAGGAAUGAACAACGUGCUGGACUAUGGCCUGGACCGAGUGACCAAUCCGAACGAAGUGAAGGUAAACCAGAAGCAAACAAUCACGGCUGUCAGGAAAGAGAUCAUGUAUUAUCAGCAGGCCUUAAUGAGGUCCACCGUGAAGUCUUCAGUGUCCCUUGGAGGGAUCGUCAAGUACAGUGAGCAGUUCUCAUCCAACGAUGCCCUCAUGUCAGGCUGCCUCCCUAGCAACCCUUGGAUAACAGACGACACUCAGUUCUGGGACUUAAAUGCCAAAUUGGUGGAAAUCCCAACCAAGAUGCGGGUGGAACGAUGGGCCUUCAAUUUCAGUGAGCUGAUCCGAGAUCCCAAGGGUCGGCAGAGCUUUCAGUACUUUCUCAAGAAAGAAUUCAGUGGGGAGAAUCUGGGAUUCUGGGAAGCCUGUGAGGAUCUGAAGUAUGGAGAUCAGUCCAAGGUCAAGGAGAAAGCAGAGGAAAUCUACAAACUGUUCCUGGCCCCCGGGGCGAGGCGGUGGAUAAACAUAGAUGGCAAAACCAUGGACAUCACGGUGAAAGGGCUGAGGCACCCCCACCGCUACGUGCUGGACGCAGCCCAGACGCACAUCUACAUGCUCAUGAAGAAGGAUUCUUAUGCUCGCUAUUUAAAAUCCCCAAUCUAUAAGGAAAUGCUGGCCAAAGCGAUUGAGCCUCAGGAAACCACCAAGAAAAGCUCGAGCCUCCCAUUUAUGCGACGUCACCUGCGCUCCAGCCCAAGCCCUGUGAUCCUGAGGCAGCUGGAAGAGGAAGCCAAAGCUCGAGAAGCAGCCAACACAGUGGACAUCACCCAGCCAGGCCAGCACAUGGCUCCCAGCCCCCACCUAGCUGUGUACACCGGGACCUGCGUGCCGCCGCCCUCUCCUUCCGGCCCCUUCUCCCCCUCCUGCCCCUCCCCCCGGAGGCCUUUCCGUUCACCCAGCCGCUUCAUCCGGCGGCCCAGCAGCACCAUCUGCCCCUCACCCAUUCAGGUGGCCCUGGAGAGCUCCUCGGGCUUGGAGUCCAAGGGGGAGGCCAGCUGGUCCAGUGCCCACCGCGGGCCCCUGGCUACCGAGGGCACUGAGGUCUCCGCUGACUGCCCUGGGGCUCGAGGCCAGCCCAGGGCCCCCACCAAGGUCCGCGCAGCUCUGCCCUUCAGCAGGUUCCUGAGAAGGGGCUGCCUGGCCUCACCUGUCUUUGCCCGGCUCUCGCCCAAGUGCCCUGCUGUGUCCCAUGGCAAGGUGCAGCCCCUGGGGGACGUGGGCCAGCAGCUGCCGAGGCUGAAACCCAAGAGAGUGACCAACUUUUUCCAGAUCAAAAUGGAUGUGCCUACAGACAUCGGGCCUUUCCUGAUGGACUCAGAUGACACAGGGACAGGAGAGUCUGGGGACCGGAACACAGAGAAGGAGGUCAUCUGCCCCUGGGAGAGCCUGGCCUCGGGAAAGGCAGGCUGAGCUGGUGCCAUGGCCCAGGAAGGUGCUCCUGGAAGACACUGCUAGACAAGGCCAUGGGGUGCACUUGCUCUCAAACCUAAGUGCGUUAGGAUGAAGUUGGAGGCUGGUGAGCCUAGGUAGGAUGUGGUGAUGAGUGCUCCGGCUGGCUCCCAACGGCCAUCCCUUCCUUUCCCUUGACUUUCCUUUGCUUGGCCAGAAACGCAUGUGGACCAGAAGUUCCUUGCUGCCUUAAAACUAAUAAAAGGAUGAAUUGGAAGAGUUUCUUGGAUUGGACUAUUAGCAUGUGCCCAGCGUUAGUAGUUAUUCAGGAGCUAAAUUCACAUCUUCUUCAGUUUUGUGACUAAAGGACUUUGAGUCCUCUCAAGAGGUCUCCCUUCCUGUCUACAUGGGUUUGGGAAUGAUGUUUUGCCAGCUGAGCUGCGGGGGACAGCCGGGGGAAGGCACACUCUUAGAGCACCAGAUCGCUCAAGAAGUUGGCACCAAAGCAGGGUUUGUUGGGGAAAGCACCGGAGAGGAUAAAUGGCUGGGAACUGAAGAAGAAGGUGGGAGGAUCUGGCCUGGUGCAGAUCUGACCUCGGGUAUGGAGGUAGGGAGCAGAAAAGUGUCUGGUGGCAGCACAGUUGAAGGGAGAUGUGGUUAGGCCACCAUGUGAACGUACUGAGUCCAAGUCAUCGUCAGAAGAGUCUUGCAGGUCCUCACAAUGAGCCUGCAGUGGCAUUCCUGUUGUGCAUGGUCACCAGCUGGGAGCCCUCUGCGGGAAGCCUCGCCCCCCGCAAGGUCGUGCUGGUGGGUCAUGUUCCACAGCAACUGGGUCGUCAGCUCAUCUGCAUUAGGCACUCUGGACACCAUUUUAAUGUCUGUUGUGCUGGGCUUGUGGGUGCUUCCAGAUGUGUGGGUUUUGGCUGCCCCUUCCACCUCUUCUCCCAAGUAGUCAUCCAGUGUGGAUUUAUUCCUGAGCCCCUUCUGUGUGCUCAGGCUGUGCUAGGCCUGGGGAUGUGCCUGAGUGUAGGACUCCUUGUGCCAUAGAUUCAUCAUCUCCUGAUUCCCAACCUGGUUGAUUUUGUUCCUCAGGGGACAUUGGGCAUGUCUGGAGUCAUUUGUGGUUGUCGCAAAUGGGGUGGAAGGUGAGGGUUACUGCUGGCAUCUAGUAGGUAGAGGUUAAGGGUGCUUCUAAACAUCCUACAAUGCAUAGCACCCCCUACCCCCAUAACAAAAGAUUGUCUGUCCAACAAUGCCACUGUUAAGAAAUCCUGGACUAGAGGUUACAAAUGACGUAGCAGUUACAAAUGUCUCUGGUUUCUGCCUCAGCCCUGAAGGAUUGCCCCAGAGGAUCCGACUGGGACCAUAAUUGGUAUAGACAGUGGGUUGAGAUUAAGACCUACAUGGUAAAUAAAACAUUUCUUAAAAGUCGCAUGAAAAGCCCUCAAAGGGGGGAAAAAUUCCAGUGUUUUGUAAAUCACUUGUUCUGCUCCUGCCCUGGAAAACUCAAUUAGCAGAUAAGAGCCCCUGACCUGCUGUUAACCUCUGACAGCUUAUUUUAUCUAAGCUGUAAAUACUGGGGCUGUGGAAUCAUCUCUGCACACUUCUAAAAAUGAAUGUUGGGAUGACUGAGCACUCUGCGAGGAUGAAGCAGGAAGAUUGCAAACUCGAGCCCAGCCUGGGCAACUUAGUGACUUAGAC
This is a messenger RNA of Fukomys damarensis (Damara mole-rat), 3778 nucleotides long. RefSeq names its product regulator of G protein signaling 9 (gene Rgs9). The transcript is spliced from 19 exons. NCBI's taxonomy places the organism in Eukaryota, Metazoa, Chordata, Mammalia, Rodentia, Bathyergidae. Bases 53 to 2098 code for a protein of 681 amino acids. Gene Ontology annotation, biological process: G protein-coupled receptor signaling pathway; regulation of G protein-coupled receptor signaling pathway; intracellular signal transduction. The record is from RefSeq and is a predicted model, not a curated record.